Messenger RNA from Zasmidium cellare ATCC 36951, 9285 nucleotides. RefSeq lists its product as uncharacterized. The transcript has a single exon. The record is from RefSeq and is a predicted model, not a curated record. Lineage: Eukaryota; Fungi; Ascomycota; Dothideomycetes; Mycosphaerellales; Mycosphaerellaceae. The coding region runs from base 1 to 9285 and encodes 3094 amino acids.
AUGGAGAUGAAACCGGUCAUUGACCACGUCUUCUUGCCCCCGCAGCUUCCCCAAACCGAAGACGUAGACAGCGACGUCAAAUUGCUGCGCAUUGCCGUGGAAGCUGUGACUGAGCUGGAGAAAGUCGCCAAUUUCGCACCGAUCGCGAUCCAAAAUGCCGCCUCGAUGCUCUCCGCACUCAGCUCAGUCACAAAAGAUACCAAUUGGGUCGACAGCGCCACUCUUCGGUCGACUUUGGUCGGUCUAACAAGCGGUCGAUCUAUUGCAGUCCACGUUGCAGCACAAAAUGCUGCGGUCUUCAUAACUCGGCACGAACACCAGCUCGUCUUCGAACAGUUCGAGCUCUCACCAGACAAUAAGGCCGUGUAUGCCUCUCCAGGUCGCCUUGUCCGGACCUUCCCAGCAUCCGCCAUCGCAAUCGACGCUGCGAAGCUUCACCAAGAUGACUUCGCCACAAUGGUCGCUAAUACGCUUUCCACCAUGGCGAGCCAGGAAGUUCCGAGCAUGAAGCCCGAGUCGAGGAAAGCAGGCAGAAGACACAACGAGGACCGUGACUCAGCAAGUCCUGCUAUCGUCUCCGAGCUGUUCUUUGGAAUGCUAAGAGGUAUUGGCGACUCUUACGAAGCGACUACAGUUUCCAAGAAUACCCGUGAGGAAGUCCUGUGGAAGAAUGCUCUGCGCCCGUGGCGGAGAUCCUCCAUGUGGCUACUCAUCCGCGUCGCUUUGCAAUUGACGAUCACACGCUCACCUGAUGGGUCAAGAGAUGUCCACAAGAAUGUCAUGUUGUUCACAAUGAGUCGCGUCCUCAGCUCGGCUCUGCAUAUCAGCUUGCCAUCUGAACUGUACCACAUCAUGAACGCAAAGCUGGAUCGACGACGACAGAAAUUGGUCCGAACAACAUCACUUCACGCUUCUGUCGCUACAGCUGUCGAGAAGGCACUGCAGAGUAGCUUCGCCAAGAUCUCAACCCGCUGGGCAAGCCUACAAGCAAAUGAUGCUUUGAAGGUGCACAUGGAUGAUUUAAAGAGCUUGGAUUUCGAAGCGGAUACUCGCGUUGAACUUCGAGCAUUGGACGAGUACAUCCGCAGCAUAAGCGACAGACAAAUCUCUGGAUCUGGUUCAAGGUUCACCCCUUCAACCAACUUGUUAAGGAAUGAUUCAAGCAAGCUCCCACCUCUUCCCAAGGACACCACCGACGAGUACUCUGCAUCGAACUUGAGGCAGUUUGAAGAUUGGGUUGCACGUCAUCUCCAGGCGUGGACAAAGAAGUGCGAUAUCACCAAUGCUGGCAAACAGCUGGAUGAUCUCAUGAAGGAAUACCGUGGUCUUGCUCAGAGGCUCUACAGACAGAGUCCGGAGCACUUAUCUGCUAUGAUUCUCACGAUCGUGGAGCUCUGGAUUGCCUGUGACCAUAUUGCCGUCCGUAACUGUGCUUUACUGGCGGACUACGACCCUGACAUUCCGCCUGAAGCAUUCCAGAACCUGCUUUUGCCAUCCUUGAAUCAAAUGCAUCGGUUAACAACCGCGGAGUCAUACCUAGCCUCUCGAAAAGGAAAGCUUGCCCCAUAUCUGCUCUUCGACAUCAAGAGCCCGCAAGGGUUCGGUGCGCGGUUCUUCGAUUCCAGCGAGAGUCAUCAGCAGCUUCAGCGAACGAUCGUCUCGCAAGCCGAGAGUGCGAAGCGCGACAAGUUGGCCGAGUUGACAAGUGUUCAGAAUGAUUACAACCGUCUGGAUUCGUUGUAUCGACAAGCGAGUUGCGAGUACAAGACGACAGUCAUUGAUGACUUCUGCGACCCACCCGAGACUGAGACGGUUCAUGUGAGAUCAUGCAAGAAGUGUGUGUACCAGAGGCAGCGGGACGCUCUUUCAAUCCGAGUCCACGAGUGGCCACUGCCGAAUGACAAAAUUCAGGCAAAGGUCAUCGUCUUUGAACUGCAGCCGCCCGAUUGGUUUGUGCAUUGGCGAGAUACUCGACUCUACAUGCUCAACCAGGUCUUGAAAGGCAAGCGUCAGCCAACAAGUCUGCGCAGCGAAUAUCGACUUUCGAGCAAUGACCCUCACCUCACCCAGAAGCACUUUAGAGCCGCCGAUAAUCGCAUCGGUCUGCUGUCUCAGAACAAGCCAGUGGUUGUGACACAUUACGCCACUCUCCAAGAUGUGCCACACCUGAAGGAGAAGCAGGUUUGCGUACCGAAUGGACUCUGCUACAGCUAUUACGACUCCACAACUAGGAACUUCGUGGGCGACUUUGUCUUUGACAACACUAUUCCCAAGUCGUGUACCUAUACCCUGCCGCACAACACGUCUUCACUCCAGCGUUUCCUCUUUCGCCCAGCUUCGACUCCUAACGGUGAGCCGCCGAACGUCGUCAUCUCCAGCCAAGACACUUGUCCUUCUAGCAUGACACUGGAGGAGUACAAAGAUCUCAGCUCGAUACCUCUUGGGUGCCACAUCCAGUGGUCCAACAUCAACCUCCAGCUUGCUAUGUCCUCGGUUGACUUCAAGAAAGUGGAGACGACGCUAGUUUUCCUACAGUGCAUCUAUCAAGCAGGGCCUUCCGCUCCAAACAGUGAUGUGUAUCGGGAAGCUCACAACGCCAUCAAGGAUGAAGCCAUGGUCUCAUCGAUUCUGGAGAAUCUCAACCUCGCGUUGUCCAGAAUCAAGCAGAACUGGGAGUCUGUUCAGGCACUCAGCGCUCUGGUGGCAAUUGCCGCCAGGGUCUUGACUCUAAACAGCACUGUCAAGGCGUCGUACCUCGCAUUUUUGAAGGCCGCCCGAGCUGUUGCUGUUGAUUGGAUAAACACUCUGCGCGAUAAAGCACACGAAGUGACUGACCAUGCAGACCGCUCGGAUCUUGUAUCUCGCUCGGUUGAAGUAGCAUUGGUGUGUGCGUCGACAUUCGACGUCGACGGAGACCACUUAGGGACAAUCCUGAGAAGCUCUGAGGACGUCAAGACCUUGGUAUGGGCAUCGAUUGUGGUGCAGGAGGGCAAUCACGUGACUUCUACCUCAGAAGCGCACGUUGCCGUGCUGGCACUUCGUUUCAAGAUGAUUCUCCAUCGUGGAUAUCAUCUCCUGGUACAGAACGAGGGUGGCAUAGACGAUGCCGUCAGUAUGGCAUGGGCCGCUUACGCCCCUAGCGCCAAAGGCUGGUCUUCCGUGUCAACAGCUGCGGAUCAUUGGAUAACAACAGACGUCGCUGCUGCAUCUCACAGCAAAGCGGCGCAGGUACACCUUAAUCUUCUGACUGGAGAACUUCUGGUCAACGGUCUACCGCUGGACCAGCCUCCGGCGAGUUACCGCGAGCAUCCACGAUUCAAGACUCUCUUCGGCCACGCUCUCGUCGAAGUCAUGCCGGCAUCGAGACCAGGCUUUCAGUUCUCGACGAAGCGCUCAUUCGGCGGAGGUCAAGUGCAGCUGGGCAUGAAGGAUGGCGAAUUGCUGGUUUACACCAGCGGCCAGGCAGGUACCUUCGAAACCGUGCCAAGCAAGGUAUUACAGACAAAAUACCCCAUCCACUUCUCAGACGACUUUGUGCUCUGGUACGACCUAGGCAAAGACGUAGUAGAGCUGCGGCCUGCAACAGACCCUUGGAAUUCUCAAUCCGCCCUGAAGUGGACUCUAUCGCAGAGAAACAGAAACAUUGCUCGAUGGACUCUUACGAAAGACAGGACGUCUGUCGUCGGCACCGGACGUCUCACCUCCAAUUUGUUGUCUCAGAUCAUCGGCCCCUUGGCCAGAGAACCCCGCAUUCAUUGCAUCCUGCAGUCGAGUCAUGAUCUGUUGCAUGUUGAGGUCCCGUCGUUGAGGCUGAGAUUCGCACUGUCGAAGAACAGCACGGACUUGCGAUCGCUGGAAUACCGCUCCAUGAGCGUCGAUCACGACCAGUCCCUGGGAACUCUGAUUGGGUUUGCAAACAAGCUCGUCCUGAAGUCGCAGCAAGGCAGCGACCGCACAGUGUUGGUUCUGGCGGCCCCUUUAUCGUAUUCCAAGAACAAGGAUCAUGUCUCAGUCACGGCAUCGACGACAUCAGAUGCCAAGGUGUAUGCCAUUGGAGUGGACGAGCAGCUCAAGCGUAUGAUACGCACCAACGACUUGGACUGCAAGCUGUAUAUGGCUUACCUCCAUGCAUUGACAUCGUUUUGCCUUCCGGAUCCGUUGACACUCAAGACUGGCACAGAAGAAGCGCUCGAUAUCCUGCGAUCCAAGGGCGUUGCGUCAUUCGAGCAGCUAUCACAGCCAAGCAUCGAUGUGCUCCACGCGAUUUCUCAACUAAGUCCUUCACGCCGACACUAUCCUGCCCAGGAGCAAGUCAUGCAGCAGACCGAAUGGGACAGCAACCUCGGCUUCCUUUCCCAGCACAGUGAAUUCGAAGUCGUAGUGGCAUCGUUGUUCUGCCAGUCACAGUCUACGAAUGUGUUCUAUCCUGACCAUGAUGUCAACUUUCCCUGUUUGAAUAGUACGGUCGACGCUCUGCGCAAGAGAGACAGUAUCCGUUCCUCGACUUUCAGAGUUGCCGGAUAUGGGGCUGACAGCCAUACUACGUUGUAUGACGUACCGUACUCAGGGAGAGACCAAGGCAUCAACUCGGCACAGAGGGUUUCUACCGUAGCUGCGCUCGUCACUCGAGAGACCACCGACCACCACUGGGCAGCGGCAAGUCAGACUCAUCUCUGGUCCUUGAUGAAGGACCACGCCAAAAUUCAAGGAGUCAACACUUCAGUCGAAAUAUCGCGUAUGAGAUAUGACGCAGGCUUGCUAGGAUCUUCCUUUGCAGUAACGAUGCUGCCUGCACUUCAACGCUGGCUGGGAGCACAAAUUUCGCGGCAGCAUACGUUUUCAAUCGUCAUGUGGCUUGCUACACUGGCUUUUGAGCAGGAUGCCGACAUCAUCCUGCUUCAAUUUCUCGUGAGCUGCUUCAAGACAUCUGAGCUAGCAGCGAUUUGUGCUCCGGACAUUGUCUCUUUCGCUCCGACGCAGGGCUAUGCCAUUGUAAAGCAGAAACUCAGAGAUGCCCUCGUGGCGAGCCGGCGAGACUUCAACCAGUCUCCAGAAUCACGCUGGGAGCGUAUCAAGAAUGAGAAGUCGAAGGACUAUAGCAAUCGUCGGCACACUGGUUGGAACCGCUCUUGCGAGGCCAUCAUUCCACAGCUUGUGGCCGAUCUUUUGUCACAGUGGCCUUCUCAAUGCGCUAGUGUGCCGGUGAUAGCGAACGCCUCGACCUAUUUCGAUCUUAACAAGGCGAUCUCCACCAUUAACAAGCACUUCCAAGCCACGUAUCGCAACUUCUUGCUGCGUGGCUACCUGAUGGAAAUCGAGAAGGCGAUGGCUCCUACGCCUCACCGGGCUGUACAUUUGCCGCCAUUAUUAUCCCUGCGGCCGCCAGUAUUGGUUCCCAGCGAGAAGGGAUUCAUUUCGGAAAUCGACGCCUUCUCCGCCAUAGUGGCUCCGACCCUACCACACUCACCCACUGUGCUGUUGGUGAGCGACAGGCCGCCAACGAGAGCCACUGCGCAGUCCAAGCCAGAGCCACGCUUGAAGGGCAUGAUCCAGAGACUCAACACCGUCGCAGGACAGUCCUCAUACGAGCUGGUGUACGCAUCUGAUCUCAAGGACAGUCUGCAGUCACUGGUUUCAAGGGACGACCCAAGCGGUCCUACAGCCGUUGAAAUCUCGCGCGACACGCUGUUGAAGUACGUGGGGCGAUGCGAACUCUACACCGAACAAGUCUACGACUCUGUAGUCACAACCUUGCGUUCGCUACCGAAUGCAGCGGGGGCAGCUUCGAUUCUUCAUUGCCCUCGUCUUUGCCCUGUGCUUCUACUCAAGCAGCUGGCACGCGAUCGCUGGUCGGAUCUAUCAAACGAAUGGCAGCGCUGCGUUGUCACGUACGGCCUGGCACUCACAGCUCUGCAGCGAGCCAAGCGACUUCUCAAAUUAUCAGACCCAAGUCGAAAGGAGGACUUUCUCAAAGAGCUUCGCAACUCGGGUCAUACCAAUUGGGAUCCAAUGAACUACCCCGAGACUCUUUUGAUGGAAGUCGAGAGUGGGUUUAUCGUUCGCGAAGUCCAGGAGCAGAUUGCCCGUGAGAUGCGACAGCCUACCUUGAAGGGAAACGAGGUGCUCCAGCUCAACAUGGGCGAGGGUAAGAGCAGCGUCAUUGUGCCCAUGGCUGCUGCAAACCUGGCCGACGGUUCUCAGCUGGUGCGGGUACUUGUUGCAAAGCCGCAGUCCAAGCAGAUGGCACAGAUGCUUAUCUCCAAAGUCGGUGGACUCGUCAAUCGCCGUGUCUACUAUAUGCCAUUCUCCCGGUCCCUGCCAUUGACAACCCCAAUCGUUGAGUCAGUCUCAGCCAUGGUGCGCGAGUGCAAAGACACGGGAGGAAUUUUGCUUGUGCAGCCCGAGCAUAUCCUUUCUUUCAAGCUCAUGGGGCUAGGGUGUUACAUCGAUGGAAUGGAAGAUGUUGGGCGCCGCCUUGUCUCAACGCAGGACUUCUUCGAUCGCUCAUCCCGUGACAUUGUCGAUGAGAGCGACGAGAACUUCAGCACUCGCUUUGAGCUCAUCUACACGAUGGGCACGCAGCGCUCAAUCGAACUUAGUCCAGACCGCUGGUUCCUGGUGCAGGAGGUUCUGGGGAUUCUCAGAACUGUCGCUCCAGCUAUCGACAAGGAGCUACCUGGCUCGAUCGAAAUUAUUUCUGGAGUAGAGGGAAGCUGUCCGCGGAUUCGCCUCUUGCGUCCAGAUGCAGGUCCGCUCCUGAUACGCCGCGUAGCAGAAGUCAUCUGUUACCACGGGGUCGACGGUUUCCAUCUAUCCAGGCACUCAGGGCAUGUGCGUGGCUUUGUCAACAAGUACAUUACGGAGUCCUCCCUCGCAGCUGAGGACCUCGAUGCAGUGGAGAAUAGUCCAGUAUGGACAGAAGCUACUCGGUCACAUCUCCUCAUGCUUCGUGGUCUUCUGGCCGAAGGUGUGCUUGUCUUUGCUUUGAGCCAGAAGCGAUGGCGGGUCAACUAUGGCCUGACCACCAAUCGUACACCACCAACUGCGCUUGCUGUGCCAUAUCGCGCAAAGGACAGCCCGUCACCUAGAAGCGAGUUCUCUCACCCGGACGUCGUCAUUACCCUCACGUCACUCGCCUACUACUACGGAGGCCUGAGCGACGAUGAUCUAUUCGCAGCCCUGAGCCAUCUUGCCGACUCAGAUGAAGCCGAUACUGAGUACCAACGCUGGGUCAAGGACUCCUACAACUUGCCCACCGCAUUCAAGCAGCUCCAGAGUAUCAACCUCAAGGAUCGUUCUCAAUGCGUCAACGAGUUGUUCCCAUGCCUUCGAUAUGGCAAGAGCGUGGUGGACUUUUUCCUCUCUCAUCUGGUCUUUCCAAAGCAGAUGAAGGAGUUUCCGCACAAGUUGUCCGCUUCUGGAUGGGAUAUUGGACAGCAGAGACACGGUAUCACGACAGGCUUCUCGGGCACCAUCGACUCCCGCCUACUCCUACCGACGGAUGUACAGCAUCUGGAUGUGCCAGAGCAAAAGCACACCAAUGCUCUUGUGCUGGAGUACUUGCUCAUGCCAGAGAACGGAGUGCAUCUCAUGUCAUCGGCAGAUCAAGCAUCAUCCGAAGCACAGCAUUUGCUCUCAGCGGUCAUGCAGCUCUACCCACCAGUUCAAGUAAUUUUGGACGUUGGUGCUCAGAUCCUCGAGCUUGCAAACCUGGAGAUGGCAAAAGCUUGGCUUGCUCUACACGACGACUCUAAGGAGGCGGCCGUUUUCGUCGACGACAGCGACGAGAUCUGCGUUGUGGACAGGAACAGCCGCGUAGAGAUAUUGCGCACUUCAUCCUACCAAUCUCGCCUCGAUCGCUGUCUCAUUUUCUUGGACGAAUCUCACACCCGAGGCAUCGAUCUUCAGCUGCCCGUGUCAUAUAGAGCGGUAGUGACGCUCGGGCCGAAGUUGACCAAGGAUCGUCUGGUGCAAGCCUGCAUGCGAAUGAGGAAGCUAGGCCAAGGCCAGACCGUCGUCUUCUGUAUCCCAGAAGAGAUACAGGCCAAGGUCUGGGACGCCAAUCCAUCUUCCAGCGCACGCGAGGUCAAGAUCGAGAUUGCCGACGUUCUCAUUUGGGCCAUCGGUGAGACUCAUGACGAGCUGCGGCGCUCUAUGCCAUUGUGGGCUGUCCAAGGCGAGCGAUUCGUGCGACAAGUCGAGCUGUGGCAAGAAGUCCAAGAUGAGACCGGAGGCACAACCAUGACCGCGCAACACGCCUCUUCAUUCCUGGAAGAUGAGGCUCAGACACUGCAAGAUCGGUACCUCCCUCAGCGAGCUCAUGCUCGUCUCAGCCAGCUCAAGAGCAAGGACGACUCCAGAUGUCAGGAAAUUUUGAAGAGCUGCCGAGUCGUUGAUGGACUCCGUUUCGAUGCAAGCACUCUCCAAGAGGAGCAAGAGCGCGAGUUGUCGCCGGAGAUAGAGCAAGAGAGCCAAGUUCAGCGAGCACCUCCCGCCAAACCUAUGAAACACAAGCUGCAUCCAGACGUUGAGAAAUUCGCCAUGACAGGUCAGCUUGUCGCAGGCUCUCAGGCCUACAAGCCGGCAUUUUCAACUCUGAAGGAUACUACAGCUGGAGAGCAUUUCGCUGUUGGUCAUUUCCGCGGCAACGGUAGGCUGCUGGCCACUACCGAUUUCUCGGAGACGGUACAGAGAGGCGGCGGGGCUUCAUUCAGAUCUGAUGCAUUCCUGAGAUCCGUUCAAUGGAUCCUCACUUCCUGCCAGCAAGACAGCUCCGUCAUCGACUACUUGAUGGUCAUCAGCCCAUACGAAGCCAACAUGCUGUUCCCGCGCAUGAGCAAAUCUAAGGGAGCUACGUUGCACGUGUACAAGCCGCGAGUCAACUCAGGCUAUGCGCCCUUGGAUGCCCUGAAGUUCCAGACAAUCCCUGUGCGCGAUCCAGCACCUCCAGUUCCAAGACAGCUGGCCAGCCAGCUCAACGUCUUUGCUGGGCAGCUCUACAUGACUUCGUAUGAAGACUAUGUGGAGACGUGCUCUUUUCUUGGUCUCUCGCCAAAAGCACUAUCGAAGGAGAUGGAGGCUCAGGGAUGGAAGGUCAGUGCCGACGGAUUCAUUCUCUCCGACGAGGACGGCCGCGUUGGGGGCUCGUCAGGCUUGAACAAGAGCCCCGUCAGCUUCCUCAAGUCCUUGAUGACGAAUCGGCGAAAUGGAGAUGGCAUCGCGAAGACGCACGUGGGCCGCAUGCUCGCGGGUAAGAUGUUUGGGGAGUCGGAGUUUCAAGAUUGA